AUGGAGCUGAACGACAGACUGAUCAUCUCAAAGCCGCUAUACAUCAGCGAGGCGGCGGACCCGCAGUGCGGGUACUGCAAGGGCCGGAAGGACAGCAAGAACAACUACGCGUGCGAGUCAUGGCACGAGCGGUACGCGGCGGGGGGCGGGGCGGCGUUGCGGACGGCGACGAUCGGGCUGCAGGCGGAGUUGCUGCCGGUGCAGGUGUACGACGAGCUGUGCAACAUGGGGUUCCGUCGUUCAGGGGACUUUGUGUACAAGACGGACCCGCUGCGCAAUUGCUGCCGGAUGUACACGAUCCGGACGAGCAUGGCACAGCUGCAUGCGUCGAAGGAGCUGCGCAGCUGCGUGAAGCGGUUUCUGCGGCACAUCGGGGCGGGCGCGGGCGGGCAUGGCGUGGAGGCGCUGGUGGCGGCAGAGCAGGCGAGCACGCGGUUCUGCACGCGGUUUGAGCCUGCGCGCUUCACGCAAGAGAAGUACGAGCUGUUUGUGCGGUACCAGCGUGCGGUGCACCACGACACGGGGACGAUCGAGCCGCUGCAGUUCAACAAGUUUCUGUGCGAGUCGCCGUUCCCGGAGGACGUGGUGCUGGGCACGGCGGAGGAGUGGGCGGAGCUCAACGGCUGGCGGAGCGCGCGACCGGGCCAGCGCUUCCGGCGCGUGGGCCCGGUGCACGAGUGCUACUACUUCGACGGGAAGCUGAUUGCGCUGGGCGUCUCUGACUUUCUGCCGAGCGGCGUGUCGUCGGUGUAUUUCAUCUGGGACCCGGACUACAGCAAGUGGUCGCUGGGUAAGCUGAGCGCGCUGCGCGAGAUGGCCAUUGUGGAGCGCAUCGGGCGCAGCUACUACUACCUGGGCUACUACAUCGAGGACUGCCCGAAAAUGAAGUACAAGGCCAAGUACGGCGGCGAGCUGCUGGACGUGUGCAACAACCAGUACUUGCCGCUGCGCGUGCUCGAGCCCUUCAUCGAGCACGGGCGGUUCUUCGUCCUGGACCGCGCUGAGCCUGACGCAGACUGCUCCGACGACGAGGCCGGCGAUGACCCGCUCAGCGAGCUGCCGCUGGACGAUCGCGCGCGCCUCGACCCAGCCGCGCCCCUGCGCGACGUCGUCGAGCGCAUCUACGGCGCCAGCGGCGGCGCCUUCGCCGCUGCAAACCAGGCCGUCGAGGGCCUGGUCGACCUCGGCGUCGAGUACACCCCGCAGCUCGACGUCGGCCUCUUCCCGUCCGAGACCCCGGACCUACGUGACUGCCUCGCCGACGUCUACCAGCUGCCCAACGUCGUGCCCGGGCUCGUCCCUCUCUGGCAAAUCCUCAAAAUCCUCAAGAGCGGCGAAAUCCGCCACAUAAACACCAAAUUGAUGAUCUACGACACCCGCCUUGGGCGUGUGCGUCUCGUCCGCGAUUUCCACCAGGAAGCAAAGACGACUAAGCGAGUCAUAUGCAAUGUCAUCAGGCUCAUCGGCCUUAAAAAUACCGCAAAUUCUCUAAUUGUUAUAUAA
This is a messenger RNA of Eremothecium gossypii ATCC 10895, 1503 nucleotides long. It is a transcript of the gene ATE1, whose product is annotated as arginyltransferase. NCBI's taxonomy places the organism in Eukaryota, Fungi, Ascomycota, Saccharomycetes, Saccharomycetales, Saccharomycetaceae. Gene Ontology annotation, molecular function: arginyl-tRNA--protein transferase activity. The record is from RefSeq and is marked provisional. Gene Ontology annotation, cellular component: cytoplasm. Gene Ontology annotation, biological process: protein arginylation. The coding region runs from base 1 to 1503 and encodes 500 amino acids. The transcript has a single exon.